This is a messenger RNA of Branchiostoma belcheri (Belcher's lancelet), 10797 nucleotides long. RefSeq lists its product as uncharacterized. Gene Ontology annotation, molecular function: protein binding; 5'-3' DNA helicase activity; RNA binding. The transcript is spliced from 45 exons. The record is from RefSeq and is a predicted model, not a curated record. The coding region runs from base 163 to 10323 and encodes 3386 amino acids. Lineage: Eukaryota; Metazoa; Chordata; Leptocardii; Amphioxiformes; Branchiostomatidae.
CGUCGGACAUUUGAACAGCAGACCACGGUGAGCAGGCUCUCUUUUACCUCCUGUAACACAGCCAAAAUGUCGCAGUUUGACAAAUGCAAAGAAGAACCCAAGUCUCUGCAAAAGUAGGACUACACAGUUUUCUGGAAUAGUCAACAUCCUCCUAUUCCCAUCAUGCCGAGGUCAAGACGACAAAUACGGGAGGGAUUAACCUACAGUGUUGAAAAACAGCGGCAGCUCAUGCAACGCUUCGGAUUGAACUAUCGGGAAAUCCCGGGUAGUGGGAAACGUCUCAUCCCACUUGCCCAACUCAUUGACUGCCUCAUUGGGGAAGCCUGUGACAAGUGCGACAUGGAUGAUCUGGAGGCUGCCCUACCAGUUUUUGAAGAUGCCCUGGCGAUUAUCAACCACUAUUCCAAUAAACCACGUUCUGCCGAGAGCAUCUACUGGCUCAGGGCAAAAUGCUGUUAUGACAUGGGAAUUUUCGAGAAAGUCAUACAAGAUUGCACACAAGUAAUAAAUUUCGACAAGCACGGGACCUGUCGCUUCACCCCUGAGUGCUACGAAUUGAAGUGUGACGCUUACCUUGAGUUAGGACAAACUGACCAGGCUCUCGCCACUGCAUACGAAUAUUUCAUCCACUAUCCAUGGAUUCCAGACGCUCUUACCCUCAUCGGGCAGCUAAGACGUGAUGAAGAGGAACGCAGGAAAAAGGCGAAGGAACUAGCUGACAAAUUCAUUGAAGAAGAAGAGAAGGAGAAAACAAAGAAGAAAAUUGUGUAUGCCAAAGCUACAACCAGACCUAAGGGAAAGAAGAAAAAGAAAACAAAACAUGUUCGCAUUGCUGCAACUGGACAAAGAGUUCCAGACGUUACAAACGAGGCAUGUGCAGCGCUAGCGGAUUUGGACCUGUCUGAGGACUCAAGCAACUCCUGUAGCAAUGGCAGUGGGCACCAAGGACAGAAGGAAGAGGGAGAUGUGGAUGAAGUAGCAUGGACAACGGUUAGGAAACACCGACCAAUUUCUACUCAGAACAGAUUUGAAUUUUCUAAUCCUGAGGCAAGGAGAACACAAAAAGCGGUGAAAGAUAAGAAGGUCGUUGCCUCUCGGUCAAAAGCCUAUGUUCCAGUAGCAGCACACAGACAUGCUGCAGAGUAUCCGCCUAUGAUGAUAAGAAAACCUUCACACCAACAAAGAAGUGGCAAGCCAGUGCUGUCCUACAGAACACCUGCAAAAGCUACAACCCGAGCGGAAAGGCACAUCAAGCCUGGUAGAAACGUUGACGAGUCAGCUGACGUGCAACGUACGAACACCACACUACAAGACUUCAUGAAAAAGAAAACACCUACACGUAAAGAAGCUAAAGGAGCGGACACACCACCUAUAAAGAAGAGGACAUUUUCAAGAUACCAUGAAGACAUUAUGACAGGGAAUACGAAUGUGCGAGAGGCAUACUGUGACUACUGCCAGUUACAGUGCAACUCCCAGCAGCAGCUCCGAAUUCAUUACCAGGGAAAAAAGCACAGGGCUAAGCUCCUUUCAGAUGACUCAGACCAGAUGUGGCAGCAAAGACGACCACCCCCUGGCGUACCAGCAGGGCAAUACAAGAUGUGCCCCAAUCGAUUCGGGCACUGCAUUCAUGGAACACGCAGCUGCACAUACGCCCAUACAGGGGAAGAGUUGAAGGAAUGGCAGCAACGAUAUGAGAUACGGAAACAGAAGCUAAAAGCAGCAGAGACAUCAGGCAGAUACGGUUAUUCCUUUGUUGAGACGUUGGUUGAGGAGUACGCUAAGGCAAAAGACAAGACGAAAGUGCUGUCAUCAACCGUACAACAUGCAAGCAUGUCGGUGGAACAAGGACGUACCAAUGAAAUGUUUUCUGAUCCGGAAAAAGAGUACAGAUGGACGCUCAAACUUCAGGCACAGCUGCAUGUGAAGAGGGUUACGUUCAUUGAAGGUAGCUGCAACCAAUUCAAAAUCACGGAAGUAGCCAGCACUUCCGGCCAGCCUCUAGAUGGUCUGCUAUCUGAAGAUGGACAAGAGUGGAUAUCUCACGGUGUUCAACAGUCCAUUUCAACUGGCUUCAUCGUACAGAUCACUUUCAGGUCUAACCAGUACGGAAGUUUCAACCAGGCCAUUGUCUUUGAUUUUGGCCAACGACCAUACCUGUUUUGCCCUUUCCAUGUGGACGUUGCCAUGGAGACUGACCUAGCUCACUUGAAAAAGUUAAGGGAUAAGUUCACGCUGCUCGGGACAUCGUGGGAAGAUCAAGGGAAAGUGAUCCACGGCAUCGAAGGAAGCGCAGAUGACAACGUGGAUGAAGCUCUGAGGGCCAUAUAUCAAGUACCACAAAACCCAGAGAAUCUCGUGAACCUGAAAAUCUCCAAGGAGGAAACGCUUGAUAAGUUUAAUUACAGGAAGCGUCAGCAUGAUCUGUUGUACAUAGAGGAGGCGGAGCAAUCGGAGCAUAUCAGAAGGUUGACCCUACAAACAACAGGAAUGGUCACCAAUGAGCUGAAGAAGACACUAAUGGACUCGACCCUGGUGGAGUACGCAUCUGGUGGAGAGUUGUUCAUCCAGAUCUACUUGAAUGAAGCCUUGUCUGAAGACACGCCACAGGGGUACCUUUUAACGCGAAGCCUGUCCCCUAAAGCUCAUGUUGUCAUCCAUACAGCAUGUGUCGAUCAGGGUGCCUACGAAGUCUGGGUUGAGUCGAAGACCAAGACCAGCAUAUGGCUCAGGAUUCCAUCUUCUGUCUGCCAGCACUUCGGUCUUACACAAGACACAGAAGUGAAUAUGGAGGUCCAAUUCAAGCUGGAUCGCAGUCCAAUGUUAUUUUGGCACUGCGCAGUGGACGCCAUAAAAGACCUAACGCUGGUGUUUCCAGACGACCCAAAGGUCUCCAAAAAAUUUUGGAAAAACCUCCGUAAACAGAGCCUUAGCGCCACACGUACCCUGAACGACAAGCAAAGGGAGGCAUUUUCUAAGAUAACAGCCCCAGCCACACCAGACAUAAUCAUCCCUCCGGUACUCCUGAUCGGACCGUUCGGCACAGGGAAAACCCACACCAUAGCAGCGGCUGCCUCUGUUGCCGCUCAACAGCCUGGCUGUCGCAUCCUCAUCUGUACUCACUCUAACAGCGCAGCCGAUCUGUACAUCAGACACUUCCUUAACAAGGACAACUUGCCUGGAGAUAGUUCCUCCCUUCUACGCAUCUACUACAAGAAGAGGAAGAAGGCCACUGUUCCACCUGACGUUCUAAGACACUGCAAAAUAAACGAAGACGAGACGUUUCGUUAUCCUACCAAAGAUGAGGUUGCAGCAGCCAAGAUUGUCAUUACCACACUGAGCUUGUCGCUGGUCCUGGAGAGAGAGGUGGGUCUGAAGCCCGGGUUCUUCACGCACAUCAUGGUGGACGAAGCUGCGCAGGCGCUGGAAUGCGAGGCUAUCAUGCCACUCAGUUUAGCUACAGCUGAGACCCGCGUGGUGUUAGCGGGUGAUCAUAUGCAGUUGAACCCAAAGGUUUUCUCCAGCUUUGCCAGAGGAAAAGGAUUUCACCAGUCUUUGUUAGAACGUUUGUUCUACCACUACCAACUGAAGGUGCCUGAUGAUGACCUGCAUCCCUGUAUUACCUUACUGCACGAGAACUAUAGGUGUCACAACGACAUCCUCGAAUUCCCAUCCAAGGUUUUCUACGGUGGGAAACUGAUCUGCCGCAGUGAGGCAAAGAAGCAUCGAGACAUCUUUCCGCUGACGUUUUACGCAGUACCUGGCCAAGAUUCUGCGGAAAGUACCAGCACUUCUUUCUACAAUGACGCGGAGGUGUCUGAAGUUGCUCGCCGAGUUAAAGACCUCUGGAACUCCUGGCCAGAGGAAGAAUGGGGAGAAAAGAACGCACGAACAAUGGCACAGAUAGGCGUUGUUACACCCUAUCAAGAUCAGGUUACCAGAAUCAGACUUGCCUUGCGGAGAAAGGGCUUAGCAGGUGUCACAGUGGAGACAGUCACCAACGUUCAAGGCAAAGAGUACCGAGCCCUUUUCCUGAGCACAGUGAGAACCCCAGUGACCUGCUGCGGUGAGCAACGAAACUCAUCCCAGGAUGCCCACAAAGACGAAACCCCCGAUUUCGGUUUUCUCUCUGAUCCCAAACUUCUCAACACCGCAAUCACACGCGCAAAGUCUUUUGUCGGUGUUGUUGGUGACCCCUUAUCACUCUGUUCGGUUGGUAGCUGCAGCAAGAUAUGGCUUGAAUACAUCGAAGAUUGCAGCAAGUACAGGAGCCUCUUUGGAGCAACUGUUGAAGAAAUCAAACAAUGGUUAGAUAUGCUAGAAAUGCAGGCACCAUCUCUAUCGGUGUCUAGUGUCUUGCGUCCAGAGGCUCCGACUUUUCAACCACGAGGCGUUCAGCAACCGAAUCCAGAGGUACAGAAGCCACAAAAGAAACCAAAACAAGGAAGCGGGGAUCAGGUGAAGCUGUCGCCAUCAGCUGGAGAGGGAAAAUCUACACUGCGUUCCCCGUUUAAAGAACAGAAGCCAACAUUAUCAAUAAGCAAGUCCACGGAAAGUUUUCCAAAGUCCUUGCUGAUGCCUCAUCCAGUGGCUAGUCAGAUUUCUUCGCAACGCCAGCCUGAAGACGCUUCAAGACAAGGAGUGGGGAGCUUGGUGAGGGAGACAAGUGAAAAACCGAAAACAGAUCUCAUCUCCUCUGCAAUCCAGAGACAAAUCAGCCAGGCAGAAUCCACCGUCAAAGAGGGUUUGGGUAGCUCUUCCGACAGUGAUGAUGCAAUAGACAUCCAAACACAAGGAGGGCAGGCUCAUGAUGUCAUCAAGCGAAACACAGCCCCAUACCUUGCAGAUGAUACAACACAGCACGAUAGCGGGAAAGGGAAAUGUGUUGGAAAACAUGCCGAAGUUGACCUUUUCCAGACACCCUCUCAGGCGUCAAACAUGGACCGGAGGCCUUGCCCCAGACUAGGCUCCCCUGAUUUCUCCAGAACAACUCCCACACCGACAUUGCAUCAUGCAAAGACCGAACAGUUGAAGCAAGCAGAAGCUACAAGGCGAUCCACGAAGAACAUCUUUACUGAUAAAAAGGACAAGAUUGUGAAAGAGUUACAGAAACAGGUCAAGAGGUCUGAAGAUCCAAACUACGCGGAGGACAAAGAGUACGAAGAGGAUUACCCCAAGCCACGUGAAGCAAUAGGCGUUGAUGAACCGAAGAGGCCUUACAUGUCAGACAGUAAAGGUAGUCAGGACGACCAAACCACUGGACAGAAAGGCAGAAUGAAAACCACGACAGUGUACAGAACUGGUUCAAGCCUUGCUUCUACUUCAGAACGUACAGCGCUGUCAAUAGAGGGGUACAGAACAAGGUGCACCUACGCGGACAUUGAUGAAGAAGCUGAAAGGCUAAAAGGAGGGAAGCUCUACUACCAAAAGCAUUUUGACGAGACCACGCUUUACGGUCUUCUGUUAAAGCACCCAGACAAAUAUGUAAAAUGCAGGGUCCGGAUGUCAAAAGCAUUGUCCGGCCAAGGGCAUGGCGUGGUGGAAGAUCCUGCAAUAGAAGACAUUCAGCUAUGCAGUCUUCAAAGACUCAACCGUGCAUUUGAUGGAGAUGAGGUUGUAGUGGAAUUGGACACAGCGGAACACAACGAAGGGGUCAAUGAAGAUACUGAACAAACAAGGAGAGACGGGAGCGUCAUUGGAAUACUGCGUCAUGCCGUUCCACAUGAGGAUCUACAGUUUGUUUGCUAUGUCGAUGAUAAUGAUCCCAACGUCCUCAUCCCUGUACAGAAAAGCGCUCCUAAAUUUCGAAACUUGGUCCCAAAGAACAUGGAAGAUCCUAAUGAUUCUAUACAACUCUAUAGUAUUAAGGAGGACGGAACACUGAAGCCCAGACGUGUUCCAUAUCGCCUUCUGGCCAAUCGAAAAAGCCUCCUUGUCACGCGUUUUCUGAAAUGGGAGCCGCACUUCAAGUAUCCGCUUGGAGCUGCGACUAGAAUGAUCGAACCAGGUGACAACGAGGUUCACGGGGUGAAUGCUCUGAUGGCCGACCACAUGAUACAAGAUGCCUUCCCCCAGCAGGUACUUGAGCAUGUUGAACAGAUGGUUCCAAAUGACCUUGCUGCAAACGACAGCUAUCCUGUCCGCAAAGACCUGACAAAUCGUGUAGCAGUAACUAUUGACCCUCUGGGAGCACGUGACCUUGAUGACGCACUUAGUGUGCGGCAACUCGAGAAUGGGGAGUAUGAGGUCUGCAUUCACAUUGCAGAUGUGUCAAAUUUUAUAAAGAAGGGCGAUCCUGUUGACAGCGAAGCUCUGGCAAGAGGCACAUCAUACUACCCGCACACCGCUGAGAAAGAGAUGGUGCCCAUGCUGCCGCCACAGCUAUGUACCGACCUGCUGAGUUUGCUACCGGAGGGAGAGAAAUACGCCAUCACUGUUUGUGUGCAAAUUGACGACAGAAGUGGAAACAUAAGCAAGCCACACUUUUGCAAGAGCAAGAUCCGCUCUAGGGCAAAACUGACGUAUCAACAAGCUCAGAGUAUUCUCAAUGGAGGUACAGGCGAUGGUAUUGACCGAGAUGUUGAACUCAGUAUCCAACGACUUGGGCGGUUAUCGAAGAUGCUGCGCACCGAAAGGCUUCGUGAACUCGCGUUCCUGCACAGUGACGUAGAUGAGGACGUGGCUUGCUCUGAUGCACAUUAUCUGGUGGAGGAGUUCAUGAUAAUGGCCAACAGGUUUGUAGCAGAGCACGUCAUGGGGCAUUUCCCUCAUUGUACCUUGCUACGCCGACAGCUUCCACCCAAGGAUCACAGGAUGAUAGAUUGGGCAGAAACCCACAGGGAAGCAGUGGGCAGGUCCCUUCUGUUGUCAGGAGAAAGAGACAAGUACAACGGGCUAAACUCCAUCACUAACAUUGAACAACAGCAGUUCCAAGACAUGAGGGUCAUCAUCAUCCGAGAGAUCAUCUGGACUAAAAUCCGCCAAGCCGCGGAAGAUGGCGACAUCCAGAAGCUGCAGCUACUGGUCCUUUUUGACGACAAUCAUCCACAGCUAGCCUAUGCCAAAGGCCAGUACCGCCGUAUUCAGGACCGUGCCAUGUAUGUCAGCUCUGGACAAUACUGGGAUAAUCCAGACAUGUACAGACACUUCUCACUCAACCUGCAGGCCUACACACACUUUACAUCGCCCAUCCGGAGGUAUGCUGACAUCGUGGUACACAGGCUUCUGGUUGCCGCCAUGACGGGGAGCACGUGUCCAUAUGAGCAGGACGAAAUGGAAGAUCUGUGCUUCCACCUCACUCAGAAAGCCUGGAAUUCAAAGGCGUUUGACAAGAGAGUAUCAUUGAUUGCGAUGGCCUUCAAGAUUCAGAGAAAGCCAAUUGUACAACAGCCGUUUGUUGAAUCCAUUGACGGGAAGAGAAUCCAUCUCAACUUCCCAGACUGUCCUGAAAUUCCAGCUUCCAACAGAAUCAUCAGAAUGGCACACCUGAAACCUGAUCAGCAGCCAACCUGGAUUGAUGAAGGAACAGUCACGUUUGUCUGGAGACCACGAAUAUACGAAUUUUCUAAGUUCAAUCAAGAGGACCAGAGUUCCAACCGGAGCUCCUUACUCGAUGACAGUGCUGUGCAGACUUGCACAUACACAAAGAGGAUAUCAUCCUCUACAUGGAAUGCAAUGGUUCAGGCGAUCAGAGAGGAAGACGGAGAAACCUUGAAGCGGGUUGUGGACAAUGCGAAUCAAAAUGAAGUCCAGAAUGACAGGGAACAGCGGCGUCUGUUGGAGAUGAGCAGAGAAGAUACCAGGCGCACAGCUACAGGGCGUCUCCAGGGACAGAGGACCCAAGAUGUAGCAGAGGACCACGAAGAUAAACUCCUCGUUGAAGACAAAGGCAACACAACUGCAGCCUCAGACCAAACCGGCGGCGAGGAGAGCACAGUCGGUGAUUUACGAAGAUACCACAGAACAAUUGAGGUGACGUACUCACCGUAUGACGUCAUACAGGUGCAGCUGGCAACAGACAUGUACCGUGGACUUCUGACACCAACCAUUCAACUGUUGAAGUUGACACCAGCUGUAGACAUAUGCCUGGAGCAUCGCCGCGACCCGGUUAGAGCGUUCGCCACUCAUACUGGAGAAAUGGCCUCGCGAGAGAGGUAUGACUCUUUGAAGCAGUAUGAACGACUGUGGCGCCCAGUCGUGGAGAUGGAGGCAGCAUACAGUAGUGACAGUGGCAAUGGAGGAGUCACUAUCAGGGGAAUCAAGAUUCAUUGGAAAAAGAAGCGAGACCAGAUUCGAGGCACGUUCGUGGUUCCCGGACAGUUUGCGCGAAGCUGCUGCUUCCUCAUCAGGUCAGGUGACCAGCUAUGCGUCAGAUAUGCAAAUCUAGACAGCACCAGUGACGUCAUGAGUAGGAGGGACAGCGAGGAUUCGUCGACAGAGGAGAAUGAAGACAGUUCCUCCGAGGACAGCUUUGAGUCAACAUACUCGGACGUUACAGAGGAAGAUACACUCACCGACAAAAGCGAGGAGGGACCGACAUGGGUCGCACAUUGCAUCGUGCACGAAGUCACACCACGUCCUUUCCGUUUGAAGGAGCGGGUAGACAAGUACAGGAUUACCAUACGGCUUCAUCACCACAGCGCUGACGUACCAAAUUGCCUUCUGGAGCCGGCAUUUGGCGCUAGACGUUCUUGCACUGUGGAGCUUAUUCCUGUUCCACGUCCAAUAAGGCGAAUGAUGGGUGCAGUGGAAUGCCUUUUGGAUAAAAACCAAAAAUGUGCCAUUCUACAAGAAAUCUGCCUCAACCAACAUCCUGAACGUCUUCAGAUAACAGACCGUGAGUUAGAGUCAAGAUCCAGAGACCAUGACCUGGGCACCUUGCAACAAGGAAUGCGGCUGAAUGGCUACCAGAAGACAGCAGUGCAGAGAGCUCUGUGCUGUCCGUUCUACAUCAUACAAGGGCCUCCAGGCACAGGAAAGACCAUCACAGGCGCACACCUGGCUUAUAAGUUUGCCAAAAGGAAUCGAAACGCUCGAAGCGGACAUGUUGUCAUGUACUGUGGACCUUCCAACAAAUCCGUUGACGUGGUUGGAGGGUUACUGAUGGGAUGCGGGUUAAAAAUCCUGCGUGUCUACAGCAAGAUGAUUGAGGAUACGGACUACCCAGUCCCAAACUACCCAACAUGGUCAUCUCACACCACCAAAUCUAACGACAAUCUCCGGAACAUCAUCCUGCAUCACGCCAUCCGACAGCUCGGAACUCCGUACGGACAACAACUCCGUGAGAUGGAGGAAGGAUUCCGGAGGAAACAACUGCAAAACGAGCCCAUAACAGAUGGGGAGGUUGAAACCUAUCUAGACGUUAUCGAAAAGGCGUCCGAUGCAAUUAUCAAGGGAGUGGACAUCCUUUUGUGUACUUGCAACAUGGCUGCCGACAAGAAGCUGGCUUCUGUCCCUGUUAAGCAGUGCAUCAUUGACGAGGCUGGGAUGUGCAUGGAACCGGAGUCACUCAUUCCCAUUACCAACUUUGCUCUGGAGCAGGUUGUCCUGAUCGGUGAUCACAAGCAGCUGCAGCCCGUAGUCGGCCAGCCUGACGCCCGGGACCUCGGACUGGGUGUGUCUCUGUUCCAACGGCAUGCCGAGAAAGCCUUCAUGUUACAAAUUCAGUACAGAAUGCAUGAGAAGGUAUGUGAGUUUCCCUCACAUAAGUUCUAUGACAACAAGCUGGAGACAGCAGCCUCUGUUAAGGCACGUCGUGCUGACAUGGUGCCUGCCAGCUUCUGGCCCUCUAAAGGCAAUCCAGUUGUUUUCUGCCAUGUGGAGGGUGUGGAGGAGGCCCUGCCUGUAGCAUCAGCAGAGGGAGGGGUUAUGUCACAGAGCAACCAGCAGGAACUCAAGAAAGUGGUUCAAGUUGUCAGUGACCUUGUACUUCGCCAUCAAGUCAAGACUGCUGACAUCGCAGUGCUGUCCCCGUACCGAGCCCAGGUGCACCAGAUCACCGAGUGUCUGAGGGAGAGGAGACUAGACUCGGUUUCUGUUAGAACAGUUGUAGAAAGUCAAGGAAGUGAGUGGGACUACAUCAUCCUAUCGACAGUCCGCUCCCUUCCCCAAGCGGAGAUCCCGGCCCAACCCUCGCGACGAUGGAUGAAGGACCAGCUGGGCUUUCUGACCGAUGACCACCAGAUCAACGUGGGACUGACCAGGGCCAGGAGGGGCUUCAUUAUCGUGGGUAACAAGAACCUUUUGUCAACGUACAACACUUGGAGUGACCUGGUGAACUUUUAUGAAGAGAGGGGCUAUGUGGUCAACUCUACACAGUUCCCCUGAGCAUGCUAUAGUGUUAAUAGAGAAAUGUGUACAUAUACCCUAGUGCUGCAUACCUAAAGUGAAAGUAACAAAAACUAACAUCAGGUACAUUUCCAGACCUGUACCUCUGGAUAUCUACUGCAUGCAUUUGAAAGGAUCUAAAAUCAAAGAUGGUGCUAAAUUCAACACCCAUAUUUUUAUCAUGUGGCAGGAAUACCACGUUUUAAUAACAAAAUAAGUAAAAAAAAUGUUAUACCGGGGACAGGUGGGGGUGUAAUUCUAUGUACUAAAGGAUUUUCACAUUAUACUGUACACUGGGUAUACCAGUAUGCAGCACUAAUAGUACACUUUGUAAAUAAACAGAUGGUUUUACAUGCUUUUAAAAAUUUUCAGAUUUGUUCAGAGUACACAAUAUACCUGAAUGAUGAAAAACUAGAAUAUGAUUGAAGAAUGCUGUUCUAUGCAAAUUAUGAAGCAAAAUUGGAUCAUCAGCAU